GCUCUAAAAUGUCUUUAAAAAACAUCUUUAAGAUGUCUUAAAAACGUCCUAAAAAUACGUCGUUUUUUAAUUUCUUUAACGAUUUUGAAUUUUGCAAUAAAAAAUUUCAAAAAUUUUUCAUUAUUUAAGUAUUUUAUGAGCAUCCUAACACUGUUAAAAGUAGCUCAGAAACAAAAAUAAGGACGUAGAAAAAUUAAAAUAAGUCCCAUUGGAACGGCCAGAAACGCUCCAUUUUAGCCGGGAUUUUAUGAAAUUGUUAACAGGAACACAUGAUAUAGGAGCUCGCACUUAUUAUCGGUUUCGUCAUGUUGUAACAGUUAAUCAAAAGAUGCGACUAACUUUCGUGCGAGCUCCUGUAUCAACAUGUGUUCCUGUUAACAAUUUCAUAAAAUCCGGCUAAAAUGGAACGUUUCUGCUAGGGAAUUUUGUCUAGAUCUUUUAUGUUGUCGUUUUUUUUUACCUUGCUGUGAGGCCUGUGAGUGUGUCAUGUGGUGUCAUGUUGCUGAUGUUUACGCGGGAACAUCCUGGAGAACACAUAACCUUUAGCGUAAUUUGAGCUGCCAAUGCACUAAGAGCUCAUUUAUAUCUGUAAAUUGUUUUACUUCGCUUUAACAUGGAACUUUUUGAAGAUCCUGUUUUUAAAACUAAGUACACAAAGAGCAAGCUUCGCGUGAAGAAAUGGGAGAGUAAUUUUAUGGAAAAAUAUGGACGCAAGCCUAAUAAGAAUGAUAUAAAAGAAGCAGAUGUAUCUAUCAAAGAGGCAUACAAGAUGUACUGGAAAUUAAAGACACGUGCACUUGAGGAAACUCUUACAGACAUUACGUUCUGCGAUGAUGUGCAGAACAAUGUAUCAAACAAAUCGCCACAAAAGCUGGUGAAUGAUCAGAAGCAAGAUAAGAAUCCGAGCCCACAAAAAGUCACAAGGGAUACAGAGAACAUAGACCCUCAUGAUAGCAAAUGUUCUACAGAAAUUAAAAACUUUAACCAAUUGGAUACAGUAAAAAACAUUGAAGGAGUUUGGGGCGACCAUUUGAAUAAGAGCAAAGACCAAGUGCCAAAGAAGAAACAAACUUUAUUAAUUGGUAGAACCUCCUCCUUCCAACUUUCUAGAAACAAGUUUGAGAGUUCGACUUUUACUAAACGAAAUCCGAGAAAAUCGCUUUCGUUGACCAAAAUAAAGACCAAGUUUGAAAAGACUGACAAUUCAGAUGUUGAUCAAUUGGAUGCUGAUAGCAAGGAUAGCAUUGAUGUAACGGCUGACGAAAUAAAGUUUACACUCGGCGAAUCGGUAAAAGUGAUAUUUGAGGAAAUGAAGUCUGUUCCGCAUUCCAUUAACGCUGUUCAACAACUGGCCGAGGGUCACGUGACUGGUGUGAACCGUAAUCUAGAUCAGGGCUGGCUGAAUCGAUGCGCAAAAGAUAAUAACUUGGACAUAGCGACGUUCAAUCAGCAGAGGCUCUCCGGCACCAGUGAUUCUGGAAUGGAAUCAACCGAGUCUAGUAUUUAUUCCCCAAAGGAUUUGGCGCCUACCAUUCAUUCCACCACAUUAUUACAAGUCUCGGAUGAAGAAGACUUUAUAUGUAACAGUGAUUCUGAAGAAGAGCGUAAAAAAAAGCGCAUCAGAAAUUUCAAGAAGCAACUAGACGGUCAUCAAGACGGCCGCGCUGCGAAGCGACGAUGCGUUGAAAUCGAUUCUGCAAUCGCUCUGUCCAAUAGCGCGACUGAUAACGAUAUAUCUAAGUUGACUCCUGAUAUUGAGGCGAGUUUUAAUUUAGUAUCCAAAAGUGGAUAUAAUGGAAAUAAAAUUGACAAUGUUGAUGCAUUCCAAUUCACUGACGACAUUACCACGAAUUUAAAUCAGUCGAAUAGAACUCAAAGUGAUAAAGUUGUUUCAAGUUUAAAAAUUGAAUCAAAUAUUAAAAAUAAGAGAGUAACAUCUGAAAAUGUCUGCUGCACCAAUAUGGAUGAAAUAAAUGAAUCUAACGUGACAAAUUCUGAGGACUCUUUCCAGAAAAAACCAGUGAGGCAACGUGCAUCGCGUCAAAGUAGAAAACAAAUAUCGUAUGACGAUUCCGAUCCCGAUUACGCGGAAGAGGAAGACAAGGAUGUAAAAGUGAAGGUCACACGUUCUCAUUCCAUUAAGAGAUCUACAAAGCAACCAAGUAAAAAGAAGACAAUGUACAGUAAAGAAAAACUUAAUAAGCAGAAAGAAUCUUUCAGAAAAGAGCUCGAUUUGGAGAAAAAUAACGAAGAGCAAAGUUCAGACUUAAAAAUAGGAAAGAUUCCAAUAUAUGGCGUGGAAAUGACACAAACGAUUCCUCGUUUCGCGAUGAAACCAGCCGGCAAUGGCGAUCUCAUUACGCAAUUUUCCGAAUCGGUUUGUGUCGAUGCGACGGAAAAGGACGCUGUGAUACCGCUGAAAAAGGACAUAAAAUUGACUGCGAAGGAAAAGUUAGAGAAGAAAAUAGCUGCUGGAACAGUAAAUGAUAAUUAUGUCAGGAUAAAUCUAAAGAAGAAGGUGUUUGUGCGAGGUAAAAAGAACUUUAAUCUGUCCAAGUACAAAAGGAAUCAAUGGAAGCAGAAGAAGAAGGAUUUGGCGUCUAGCGAGAAUAAUUUGGAUGCGUUGGACUUGAUGGACAAAAAUGGCACGACGUGCUUCAAAUGCGGCAAAUCCGGACACUUUGCUAGAAAUUGCCCCGCUUCCAAGGGCGACGCUCUUCUGCCCUUGGAAGAAGUGGACGAAUCGUCGAAUUUCCCGACUCUGGAGGAGGCCGAAAAGAUGGCGAAUGAGAAUGCGGUUGUCGCUCAUACUCAUAGAAUCGAUCGGCUUCCGGAAAGGCCGUCUCACUUCACUGCAAAGGAUUCCUGUUUGCGGAAUGAAAAAGAAGAAGAAGACAUGAUAAAAUUAUUCAGUGACGAAUUUGACUUCGAAGAAGACUCGAGUGAGAGGGGAGACACGUUAACUUGUGGACACAAAAUACCGCAAGAGCUGCUGUCCAGAUUAUUGCCGCCUGUGGUGGAAGCGGUGAAUCCACUGUAUCCUGUAAACGAAGACGGCAGUCUUAUUGAAACCCCGAUGGAAGUCUUCGAGGCGCUACGCAUGUUCGGCCACGAGAGCUUCAGGAAUGGCCAAGAGAAGGCGGUGAUGAGAAUCCUGUCGGGCCAAUCCACCCUGGUGACGUUGUCGACGGGUUCCGGGAAGUCUCUGUGCUAUCAGCUGCCGGCGUAUUUGCACUCCCGCAACACCCGCUGCAUCGCUCUGGUGGUAUCGCCCUUGGUGUCCCUAAUGGACGACCAAGUGACCGGCGUGCCUCGAUUCCUGUCCGCCGCGUGCUUGCACACCGGCCAGACGCCGAAGGUGAGGGAGCGGGUGAUGCAGUCGGUGAAGGACGGCGAAGUGAACAUUUUGCUGGUGUCGCCGGAAGCGGUGGUAGCCGGCGAAAAAUCCACCGGUUUCGGCGCCCUCCUCAGACAGCUGCCGCCGAUCGCGUUCGCCUGCAUCGACGAGGCCCACUGCAUUUCCCAGUGGUCGCACAAUUUCCGGCCGUCUUAUCUGAUGGUCUGUCGCGUGCUCAGGGAGAAGCUGCGAGUGAAGACGGUGCUGGGGCUCACCGCGACCGCAACGAGGACCACGACGGAGAGUAUAACGAAGCAGCUGAACUUGCACGACGGUGUGGCCGGCGUCGUAUCGGAUGUGCCGUUACCUAGAAAUCUUGUUCUAACGGUGUCCAAGGACGAGAACAAAGACCAAGCCCUGAUCGCACUGUUGAGAAGCGAGAGAUUCCGAGAAUGCGACUCUGUGAUAGUUUACUGCACUCGCAGGGAGGAGUGCGACAGAAUCGCAGGAUUAUUAAGAAUAUCGUUACAAGAGGCGCAAAAGCCUGAGAAUCCGAAAGCGAAAACGUCCACGAUAGCUGAAGCUUACCACGCCGGUAUGACGGCUCACAAACGCAAAGUUAUACAAAAAGAGUUUAUGAGUGGAAAAAUUAAGAUUGUGGUUGCCACCGUUGCGUUUGGAAUGGGCAUCAACAAAUCGGACAUUCGGGCUGUCAUUCAUUACAAUAUGCCCGGCACCUUCGAGGGAUACGUACAAGAGAUCGGCCGUGCCGGAAGAGACGCCGUCACGUCGCACUGUCACUUAUUCUUAAAUCCCAAGCAAGACAGCGAUAAGUGGGAAUUGCGCAGGCACAUAUAUGCGAACGGUAUCGACAGACAUACAAUUAGACACUUGCUUCAAAGGAUUUUUAUUCCUUGCUCUUGCGCGAAAAUGAAUGACAAAAGUUUGGAUCGAAGAUGUCCCGGUCAUGAGGUUGCUCUUUCUGUCGACGAGACAGUUCAAGCUCUAGAUAUCACGGAGGAGACGAUUUUGACGUUAUUGUGCUACCUCGAGCUGCAUCCGAAGAGAUUCAUCACCGUGCUCUCGUCUGUAUACGUCCGAGCGCGGGUUUCAAGUUACAAUGGACCGCAAGCUCUCAAACAAGCCGCGCAAUCUUCACCACCGCUCGCGAUGGCAAUAGCAUUGGACAUGCGGAAAGGGAUUUCGCACGAGAAUAGCAAUAUCAUAGAAUUUCCAGUAAUCGAGGUCGCAUCAGCCAUUGGCUGGGACAGUGGCAUAGUGAAGAGUCAUCUUAAAAAUUUGGAAUGGACGACGGGAGCUAACGGCAAGGCGAAACGCUCGGCAAUAUCGGUACAUUACGACAAACUCGGCUUACGAGUGAAGGCACCGGGCGAUCUGACGGAUGUCGAACUGGACGAGGCGUUAGACGCACUGAUUGCGCGCACUCAGUCGCAGGAAUCCUUGCGUUUACAGCAGCUCGAAUCCAUAUCUUGCGCGCUCAGCAAAAUCAGCACAUCUUCGAUCAAGCACUGUUCGAUUUUAAACGAUGAUGUCACAAGGAGAUCGGAAGAACUCAAGAGUGUCAUCAGAGAAUACUUUCAGUCUGAUUCUCCGAUAAAAAAUGUCGAUAACAGCUUUCAGGAUAAAGUGGCGAAUGAGCAGCAGAUCGCUGCUGAUGUGCGCAGUUUGAUAAUGAGUUACGGAGACACCAAAUUCACCGGUCGCGCUGUAGCUCGCAUCUUUCACGGAAUACAAAGUCCAAAUUAUUCCGCUGUGAUUUGGAGCAAGUGUCGUUUUUGGAGAACUCAUCUCGCUGCAGACUUCAACGCUAUUUGCAAAAUCGCGACCAGGGAAAUUUUAGCGUUACGAUAGGGAUUGGUUUGAAUAAUAGUACGUAUGUAAUGUGCGCUGAAAUAACUUUUUGUUGCUUAAAUUAAACAUUUUAUUUUUAAUCAGAGUAGGUAUUUAUAAUGCCCUAAAAUAAAUUAAUAAUUUUUAGAUUUGCUUAAAAGACAAGAAAAUUUAACAUUAAUUUAUUGAAGCUAUUAAAAAGCUUAAAAAUAAGUUGUUAUUUAACAAGGUGCAUACAUUGAACAGAUGCGGUAACUUAUUUUAUAUUGGGAUAUCGUCAUCAAGCUCAUAGAUUUCACUUGAAAAAAAAAGAAGGUAAAAUGUUAUGCAUCUUACGCAAUAAAGUCAAUUUAGGA
Messenger RNA from Linepithema humile (Argentine ant), 5544 nucleotides. RefSeq names its product RecQ4 helicase (gene RecQ4). Gene Ontology annotation, biological process: double-strand break repair via homologous recombination; DNA replication. The record is from RefSeq and is a predicted model, not a curated record. Gene Ontology annotation, cellular component: chromosome; nucleus; cytoplasm. Lineage: Eukaryota; Metazoa; Arthropoda; Insecta; Hymenoptera; Formicidae. Gene Ontology annotation, molecular function: nucleic acid binding; four-way junction helicase activity; zinc ion binding.